AUGGUGCGCACGUCUCGCGCGGCGUCGACCGCGGCGUCGUCGGCGAACGGCGACGUCUCGCACGUGACGCGCGGGACGGCGGUGACGCGCGACGCGACGGCGCCGCGCCGCGAGACGGCGACGGAGGCGUCCGAUACACGACGGGUUCGCGGCGCGCGCGCCGGUGGGUUCGUCUGGGGGCGCGUCGACGCGGUCGGCACCGCGGCGGGGUUCGAGCCGGGGAGGUUUCGGUCGACGCGCGAGGCGCGCGCGACGACGACGCGAGGCGACGGUGCGGCGACGGAUUACAUGGACGAGGACGAGCGCGAAGAAUACGAGAGCGUGACGCUGCGGGCGAGGGCGAGGUACGAUACGUUCGGGGAGGGCGCGCGGGAGGCGCACAGGGCGAUGGCGUGGGAUCGGGGGGGGGCGGGGGGGUCGGCGAGCGAGACGCUGGCGCGGUCGGCGGCGGUGACGGAUUUGUUCGUCGCGCCGCGCGAGGACGCGGUCGGGGCGCGGUUGUUGCGGUGCAUGGGGUGGCGACGAGGGCGCGUGGGCGGCGGGACGGGCGGUGGGGUGGCGGUGGACGAGGACGAGACGCCGGCGUACGUCGCGGAUCCGAAGAACGAUAGGCGAGGCGUCGGGUACGACGCGUUCGCGGGGGCGGAGGAGUUUCGCGACGCGGCGACGCGGCGGAAGCGCGAGAUGGAGCGGGAGAACGCGGGGUUGACGCGCGGGCGCGCGCGGGGGGAGGCGUUCGGCGUGGGGGUGUUCGAGGAAGAGGACGAGGCGCUGUACACGGAGGACGAGCCGAAAUUGAACGAGUACGCGUUUGAGAUGGAGGAGGAGGAGGAGGAAGACGAGUCGACGCGCGAUCCGAGGGCGCGCGGGAAGGGCGCCGUGCUGGCGCUCGGCGCGGCGUUACCGAACGAUUGUCUCGUGCGCGGGUUUCGCGUGUCGAGCGACACGCUCGCGCCGCCGAAAUGGUUCGCGCCGCCCGUCGUGCCUCGCGACUUUCGGCCGCGCGCCGCGGCGACUUUGAAGGCGUCGAUGAAGGCGAGCGCGAUGGCGGCGUCGCAGCCCGAACUUCCACCGAAAGCGCCGCCGCCGGCGAACGAGGAGCGUAAAAAAGUCAUCGACACUCUCGCCGCGUUCGUCGCCAGGCACGGGAAAACUUUCGAGGACAUGGCCAAGGCGCGGCAAGGCGAAGACGACGAAAAGUUUUCCUUUCUCUUCGGCGGUAGAGAUUCGGGAUAUUACAAAUGGCGUUUGGCCACGGCGAUGAUCGAACAAAACUCCGAAGCCGUGGCGCCACCCGCACGCCGCGCGCGACCGCUCGGAAUGGAGGAGCGCGCGAGAAUUCUCGGUGAGACGCCCUUGCCCGCGCGCGCCGGCGGCGGGGCGACGGACGCGCCGGCGCCGGCGCCGGCGCCGAGGCAAAAGUUGAGCAUCGACGGCAUCGCUGCCGACGAUCGCGAGCGCAUACAAAAGCUGUUGAGCAAAACGUUCACGUCAGGUGGCGUCGUGCAAACCGCCAAGGUUGAGAAAGUUGGUCUGCACGUCCUCGAGAAGAGCGCGCCGAAGCCCGCGCCGAACGAGGAGGAAGCGGCGGCGCGCGCGGACAUGGUUUCGCGCAUGCCCAUCGUUUCCGCGCGCAACACCAUUGACUGGGCACCUGAACCACUGGUGUGCAAACGAUUCGGAAUUCAAGAUCCGUUCGCCAACAGAGCGCGUCCGGAUACUCAAGAGUAUAAAUUCCGCACCGACGUCUUGGCGCUCGACGCGACGAGCGCCGCCGCGCUCGCGAACGCGCCCAAGUAUCUGGACGUGCCCCCACCGCCGUCGGCUGUACAAUCGACGACGCGUGCUAUUCCGCCGCCACCUCCCCCAUCGUCGACAUCAGCGCCGCUCCCACCGCCGCCGCCGCCGCCCCGCGCCGCGACAACGAUGGUCGAGGUGCCCCCGCCGCCGCCGUUUGUCGAAAAGCCGAUGGGGCUGUUCAAAGCCAUCUUCGAAAACUCAGACGACGACGUGGAAGCUGAAGAGGAAGCGAACGAAACGGAAGCGGACCUGGACGCCAUCAAGGCGGCGCUUUCGACGCGAUCGGACCCGGCGCCCGUCGAGGAGAAGGCUCGGCAGACCGAGGGACCUUCAUGA
Ostreococcus lucimarinus CCE9901 is the source of this 2136-nucleotide messenger RNA. RefSeq lists its product with no specific name. Lineage: Eukaryota; Viridiplantae; Chlorophyta; Mamiellophyceae; Mamiellales; Bathycoccaceae. Gene Ontology annotation, cellular component: nucleus. The transcript is spliced from 2 exons. The record is from RefSeq and is a predicted model, not a curated record. Gene Ontology annotation, molecular function: RNA binding. Bases 1 to 2136 code for a protein of 711 amino acids. Gene Ontology annotation, biological process: mRNA processing.